AAUAAGAAUUAACAGAAGAGUUUAUAUUUUUAUCACAUGCUUUAUCCACUCAGUAACAUGUAUGUAUAGAUAGAUACCUAAUCUACUUCACUGAUUCUGUUUCAAUUCCUAAGCCCUGUUCUGUUCUUCCCACAUAUGACAUAGGACCACACAAACACAAAGCAAUGGCAAGUGUUUGUUAUUCUGUACUUGCUCCAUCAUCAUCACCCUCCAUAUCCAAGUUCAUCUCUGACCAUCCAUGCCUAACCAUGCUCCAAAACCACUGUUCCACCAUGAAAGACCUCAAAAAGCUCCAUGCUCACAUGAUCAAAACUGGUCUUGUUCUUGACCCCAUUGCUGCCAGCAAAGUCCUCACCUUUUGUGCUUCCCCACAUGGUGACACCAACUAUGCACACAUGGUGUUCACCAGAAUGCCUAAACCAACUCUCUAUUCUUGGAACACCAUCAUAAGGUGCUUCUCUAGAAGCUCAACCCCACAACUUGCUUUAUCAAUUUUUAUUGACAUGUUGUGUUCUGAUGAUGAUUAUGUUCAGCCGCAAAGGUUGACUUAUCCUUCUGUUUUCAAGGCUUUUGCUCAACUUGGUGAUGUCCAUGGUGGUGCUCAGCUUCAUGGGAGGGUUGUGAAAUUGGGUCUUGAAGAUGAUGAGUUCAUUUGUAAUACUAUCAUAUAUAUGUAUGCUAAUAGUGGCUUGUUGAGAGAGGCUAGAAGAGUGUUUGAUAAGAAAGUUGAACUUGAUGUUGUUGCUUGGAACUCAAUGAUUAUGGGGCUUGCAAAAUAUGGGGAAAUUGAUGAGUCUAGGAGGAUGUUUGAUGCAAUGCCUGAAAGAACCCCAGUUACUUGGAAUUCCAUGAUCAGUGGUUAUGUUAGGAAUGGGAAGCUUAUGGAGGCGUUGGAGCUUUUUCGCGAGAUGCAAGAAGAAGAUGUUGAGACCAGUGAAUUCACAAUGGUGAGCUUGUUGAAUGCUUGUGCUCACUUAGGAGCUCUUGAACAUGGAAAAUGGGUUCAUAAUUACAUAAAAAAGAGUGGUUUCGAGUUUAAUCUUAUUGUCACUACGGCAAUAAUUGACAUGUAUUGCAAGUGUGGAUCUAUUGAAAAUGCUAUUGAAGUGUUUGAUGCAUCAUCCACAAGAGGGUUAUCAAGCUGGAACUCAAUUAUAAUAGGCUUAGCCAUGAAUGGACACGAGAGAGAAGCAAUUCAGUACUUCUCUAAGCUUAAAUGUUCAAGUCUAAAGCCAGAUAGUGUCAGUUUCAUUGGUGUUCUAACUGCUUGUAAAUAUUUAGGAGCAAUUGAUAGAGCAAAGGACUACUUUGCACAAAUGAUGAAUGAGUAUGAGAUUGAACCUUCAAUAAAACACUACACUUGCAUGGUUGAAGUGUUAGGCCAAGCGGCAUUGCUAGAAGAGGCAGAAGAACUGAUAAGAGAUAUGCCUAUAGAACCAGAUGCUAUUAUCUGGGGAUCUCUGCUCUCAUCUUGUGCGAAGCAUGGGAAUGUAGAGAUGGCGAAACGGGCUGCAGAAAGAGUUUGCAAGUUGAAUCCGAGUGAUGCAAGUGGUUAUGUACUUAUGUCUAAUGUUCAGGCUGCGUCAAAACAGUUUGAAGAGGCAAUUGAGCACAGGCUUUUGAUGAAGAGGUUGACCGAGAAAGAACCAGGUUGUAGUUCAAUUGAACUAGAUGGAGAAGUUCAUGAAUUUCUAGCUGGAGGGAGGUUGCAUCCUAAAACUCAAGAAAUUUACUACUUACUUAAUGACUCAAGUUUUACACCUGAAGAUUGAGUAUCUCUGAAGUUAUGAACUCAUGGAACUUAAAAUCCAAUUUUGUAUAUAGAGGAAUUGGCUUCAAUAUAGUGAAUUAUUCCAAUAAGAUAAAAAUCCAUAUUUGAUUCUCAA
This is a messenger RNA of Arachis ipaensis, 1886 nucleotides long. Its product is annotated as Pentatricopeptide repeat (PPR-like) superfamily protein. Gene Ontology annotation, biological process: RNA modification. The record is from RefSeq and is a predicted model, not a curated record. Lineage: Eukaryota; Viridiplantae; Streptophyta; Magnoliopsida; Fabales; Fabaceae. Gene Ontology annotation, molecular function: RNA binding; protein binding.